GGAAGUUGGUGACCUGCCCGAAGAAAAAUGGACGCCGUCGAUCAAAUCAGCCACCUACGUUGCUACUUCACCUUCACCACGGCGAAGCCUUCAACCUCUUCCACCGCCCUGAUCACCCUGCGAUGGCCGCCGGCACCAGCAUCCAGGUGACGGGGCUUGACUGCCUGGCGCGCGUGAACUCCCUCUUCACUCUCGCCGUCUUCAAUGCAACUCAUUUUCGAGCAAUAAUAGAAAAAGGUUUCGUGGAAAAAGAUGUAGACGCAACCGAAGAUGCUAGGAAGAAGGGAUUGCGCAUCCGUAGACUCAGAUAAUGACUUCAGUCCAACUGAGCAGGAACGACAACGACUACUGUCUGCUUUCUUUCUUUUUGAGCCCGAAGAAAAAGGGCCAACAUGGGUCAAAUCGCCACCUGCCUCCUCCUUCCCCCUUCUUCACCGCCCUGAUCACCCGGCGAUGUCCUCGGACACAAGCAUCCACGUGACGGCGCUCGACUGCCUAGUGCACGUGAACUCCCUCUUCACGCUCGCUCUCUUCCUCGGGCUCGCCUGGAACCCGUGGGACCCGAACAACACCCUCAACCGGGACCCCCGCUGCACCGCCGGCCCCGCCAUUAAGCGCAACCUCAUCACCUUCGAGGUCUUCUCCUUCGGCUCCUUCCUCUUCUCCAGCGUGGUCGCUCUCGCCCUCAAGCAGGCUAUCCAGAAUACGCAGUCUCCGAGCUACCACCCUCGGGAACUGAUCGCUCGGAUCAAUCAGGAUGUGCUGCGGCUCGGGAUGGUGGUGUCCGGGGUCGGGUCAGUCGGCGGAUCCGUCUUCCUGAUGCUGGCCCUGAUCAAUGUGGUGCAGAUCAAGCUUGGGACUCUGGCUUGUGGGAGCACGCACACCUUCGCAGCAGUCGUGCCGCUCAUGAUUUUCGUCCCCUCAGGGCUUUUCGUAUAUCUAUCCAUCGUCUUGUAUGCUUUUACUCAUUAGGGUUUGGAUUAGUUCGUCGUGGUGAUGGACACGGAUUGUAAAGAGUAGGUGGCCAUUUGGGGGGAUGAGGGGGCCUCCCGGGGGGAGGGGCGGUUGUUGUGCGUGUUGGGUAAGUUGGUGCUUAUGUAUGUUAUUAGAAUGAAGUCGAGCGAUAUGGCUUGAUACUCAGCUGAUAGUGUCCUAUUUUAGCAACUACUUAAAUAUAUGUAGAUGCAAUUGCUGAAAUGCGGAAAUCGACCGCCAGUUAUGCUUC
This is a messenger RNA of Eucalyptus grandis, 1225 nucleotides long. RefSeq lists its product as uncharacterized. The record is from RefSeq and is a predicted model, not a curated record. The coding region runs from base 271 to 972 and encodes 233 amino acids. The transcript has 2 exons. NCBI's taxonomy places the organism in Eukaryota, Viridiplantae, Streptophyta, Magnoliopsida, Myrtales, Myrtaceae.